CACCUUAGUAUGGCUGUCCUGGCUAGAAACCCAACAGCCAACUCCUGACAGUGAGGUGACAAGCAGGUAUUAAGGGCCUCCCAAUCACAAAGAUGCUGCUUCCUUGUUAUGGAGAUGCGAGAUCACCUCAGGCUGGACUGGUUGGUAUUGACUUUGCCACUCGUAAGAUAGCCAAAUUGCUAAAGCCACAGAAAGUGAUUGAACAAAAUGGGGACUCCUUUACCAUCCAUACAUUCAGUAGCCUAAGGAACUACCUUGUCAAAUUCAGAGUCGGAGAAGAAUUUGAUGAAGAUAACAAAGGACUGGAUAACAGAAGAUGCAAGAGCUUGGUUACCUGGGAUAAUGACAAACUCACUUGUGUGCAGAAGGGGGAGAAGAAGAACCGAGGUUGGACCCAUUGGAUCGAAGGAGACAAGCUUCACCUGGAAAUGUUCUGUGAAGGUCAAGUGUGCAAACAGACUUUCCAGAGAGCCUGACUGUACUCAGCAGCAGAGCCCUCCUACAGCUGCAGCUCAAUGCUGCAGUGACACUGCAGAGUGAAUGGAGGUUCAUCUGGCCUAGGAAGGGACCUUGUGGCUGCUGGAGAGACAGCACACAGCCUGUACACCAGAAGUGAUUUGGAUCAUGGGAAAGCUGUUCGGCUUCAAUAAACCUCUCAA
This is a messenger RNA of Sciurus carolinensis (gray squirrel), 659 nucleotides long. RefSeq names its product retinol binding protein 7 (gene Rbp7). The record is from RefSeq and is a predicted model, not a curated record. NCBI's taxonomy places the organism in Eukaryota, Metazoa, Chordata, Mammalia, Rodentia, Sciuridae. Gene Ontology annotation, molecular function: fatty acid binding. Gene Ontology annotation, biological process: fatty acid transport. Gene Ontology annotation, cellular component: nucleus; cytosol. The transcript is spliced from 4 exons. The coding region runs from base 93 to 476 and encodes 127 amino acids.